This is a messenger RNA of Tripterygium wilfordii, 963 nucleotides long. RefSeq names its product probable leucine-rich repeat receptor-like protein kinase At1g35710. Gene Ontology annotation, molecular function: protein binding. The record is from RefSeq and is a predicted model, not a curated record. The transcript has a single exon. Bases 1 to 963 code for a protein of 320 amino acids. NCBI's taxonomy places the organism in Eukaryota, Viridiplantae, Streptophyta, Magnoliopsida, Celastrales, Celastraceae.
AUGGGGAGAAAGGAAAAUUUGUCUUUGGAGAAGUCACUCUCCUUCCUUGUCCUCAUUGUCAUGCUGCAUAACUCACUCAAUGUUGCUUCUGACUCUGUUGAUGAAGCCAAUGCUCUUCUCAAAUGGAAAGCCAGCCUUCCUAACCAAACUCAGUCGAAGUUAGCUUCAUGGUCUCUCCCUCCUAAAAAUGCCACCGUCUCCCAACCAUGCACUUGGUUUGGAAUUUCUUGCAAAAAUGGAAGCGUCAAUAUAUUCAAUCUUUCAAAUUCAGGUAUUGCAGGCACACUCGAUGAAUUUUCAUUCAAAUCCUUCCCUAAUCUCGCAUACGUUGAUCUAUGGAACAAUGGCCUCAGUGGUUCCAUUCCACCCCAAAUCAGUCAGCUCACAAAGCUCAUAUAUCUUGACUUGUCUAGUAAUCAGUUUUCUGGGAGUAUCCCACCUGAGAUUGGCUUGUUAACUCAUCUUGAGGUCCUGUAUCCAGAUAGAAAUCAGUUGAAUGGCUCCAUUCCCGAAGAGAUAGGCAAUUUAAAGUCUCUUAACGAGCUUGCUCUGUCUAGCAACCAACUAGAUGGACCAAUUCCAACUUCUUUGGGAAAUUUAACCAAUCUAGUUAGCUUGUAUCUCUAUAACAACUCACUAUCAGGUUAUAUUCCUCCACAAAUAGGGAACCUCUCCAAUUUGAUUGAGCUCGACAUAGAUACCAAUCUCCUAACAGGUCGUAUCCCUUCCACUUUGGGAAACUUGAAGAACCUGAAAGUGUUGCAUGCGUUUCAGAAUCAACUUUUUGGAUCCAUUCCCCCAGAGAUAGGAAAUCUGAAAUCACUUCAUGAGCUAGAUUUGAGCCAAAAUAAACUCAAUUGUUCUAUUCCAGCUUCCCUUGGCAGUUUGAAAGAAUUGCAAAUUCUUUCUCUCCGUGACAACAAACUUUCUGGAUUCAUUUCUCAAAUAGAAAAUGUCAGAUAG